AUGCUGUACAGCCAGAAUCUACCAUGGCGGCUUGCGUUCCGCAACACGACAAGAGGAGCUUCUAGGCGCAGUUCGAAUGUUUCUAGCAGAUUAUAUACUACAUCGCAAAGGAGUCGCAUUCCUGCCGCUACUUCUCCUUCCUUACGACCGUUACUUCCAAUCCAACCAUUAUGGGCAAACUCAAGAUUCUCGACGUCUCCUGCGCGGAGGAAAGACGCAAGCAAGCCGGCAAAGGAUGCGGUAGAGGAGGUCACAGAAGAGCAUGCAAAGGAUAAAAUCGAGGAGCCCAAGGAAGUCAGUGGAGACAAUGUUGCAGAGACCAAGACCAAGAGCCCGGAAUCGAUACCUUCAGGUGGUAAUGCCUCAUCCGGUAGUGCGGCAGAUGGCAAAGGGAGUGCCGCAGCGUCAGGAGCAGCCGGGGACUCUGGGAGCGGAGAUGGGGGAAAGAAGGGGCGGAAGCCAUCUGCUGAGAAAGCAUUGCAGAAACCCACAGUUCCAGAUGUCUAUCCACAGGUCAUGGCACUCCCAAUAUCAAAACGGCCCCUCUUCCCUGGGUUUUACAAAGCGAUCACGGUUCGAGAUCCCAAUGUUGUCGCCGCAAUACAAGAUAUGAUCAAAAGGGGCCAACCAUAUAUUGGGGCAUUCUUGUUCAAGGACGAGAAUGCGGAUGGGGACAUAAUCGAGAAUGUGGACCAAGUGCAUGAUGUUGGAGUUUUCGCGCAGAUCACAAGUGCAUUCCCAGUUCAUGGAGAUGAAACUGCCCUGACUGCUGUUUUCUACCCUCACCGCAGGAUAAAGAUGUCUGCCCUGAUAAGCAACGUCGAUGGAACCACAUCCGUUGAGGUUAAAAAGGGGGAUGGGUCAACCCCAGAUCCCCCGGUGGUGCCAGAUAUCAUUCCACCAAAGCCAACCAAAGAGGAGGGAUCACAGGAAAAGAAAGGUGAUGUUGUGGCUAGUUUCGAGGAGGGAGCAGUUGUGCCAAAGCCCGCCGAGGUACCAACUCCCUAUGACCCUACGUCUUUCCUCCGAAAAUAUCCAGUCAGUCUAGCCAAGGUAGAGAACCUGACGGAAGAGCCUCACGAUCCUAAAAGCGCUAUGAUUCGGGCUCUCACGAAUGAAAUUAUCAAUGUGUUUAAAGAAGUUGCGGCCAUGAAUACUCUUUUCCGCGAUCAGAUUUCGAGUUUCUCUAUGAGCCAAUCUGCCGGAAAUGUUAUGCAAGAACCAGCCAAACUUGCAGAUUUCGCUGCCGCGGUGUCAGCUGGCGAAGUUGCUGAGCUACAAGAAGUCCUUGAGACCUUGAAUGUCGAAGACAGGCUACAAAAGGCCCUCGUUGUGUUGAAAAAAGAGCUCAUGAAUGCUCAACUACAGUCCAAGAUUACUAAGGAUGUCGAGAAGUCGAUCCAGAAGAGACAACGAGAGUACUGGCUCAUGGAGCAGAUGAAGGGUAUCCGAAGGGAACUUGGCAUCGAAUCUGAUGGUAAAGACAAGCUCGUAGAGAAGUUCAGAGAGAGGGGCCAGAAACUGGCAAUGCCAGAGCCUGUUAAGAAGGUCUUUGACGAAGAGCUGAACAAGCUAGCCCAUUUGGAACCAGCUGCUUCCGAAUUUAACGUAACAAGGAACUACCUAGACUGGUUGACACAAAUUCCCUGGGGCCAGCGCAGUGCUGAGAACUUUGGAAUAAGCAAUGCCAUGACGGUCCUAGACGAAGAUCAUCACGGAUUGAAAGAUGUGAAAGAUCGCAUUCUGGAAUUCAUCGCCGUUGGAAAGCUACGAGGCACGGUCGAGGGCAAGAUCUUAUGUUUUGUGGGUCCUCCGGGGGUUGGAAAGACAAGUAUUGGAAAGAGUAUUGCAAGGGCGCUCAACAGACAAUAUUACAGAUUCAGUGUUGGAGGUCUCACAGAUGUUGCAGAGAUCAAGGGUCACCGAAGGACGUACGUCGGUGCUCUCCCUGGGCGAAUUAUCCAGGCUCUGAAGAAAUGCCAGACCGAAAACCCUUUGAUCUUGAUCGACGAGAUUGAUAAGAUCGGACGAGGCCAUCAAGGCGAUCCAGCAUCUGCCUUGUUGGAAUUGCUUGAUCCCGAGCAAAACAAUUCAUUCUUGGAUCAUUAUUUGGAUGUGCCUGUUGACCUUUCCAAGGUCCUCUUUGUUUGUACCGCCAACAUGACUGACACCAUUCCCCGACCACUUCUUGACCGAAUGGAGAUGAUCGAAUUAUCUGGAUACGUCGCUGACGAGAAGAUGGCAAUCGCAGAACGGUACCUAGGACCGGCAGCGAAGGACUUGGCAGGCCUGAAGGACGUCGAUGUCAACCUCAGCAAGGGUGCCAUAGAAGAAUUGAUCAACAAGUAUUGCCGGGAGUCGGGAGUUCGAAAUCUGAAGAAGCAGAUUGAGAAAGUGUAUCGCAAGUCUGCUUUGAAGAUUGUGCAAGAACUUGGCGAGUCCGUCCUGCCUGAAGCAGAGGCUUUGACCGAGGAAGGCAAAGCGGCACAGGAAGAGUCGAAGAAGGACGAGACUGAUGUCAAGGUGACAUCGGAGAAUAUCGAGAAGGAAACCACAGAAGUGCCACGAGUCAGUCUUAAAGUUCCUGAGACCGUUCACGUAACUAUCGACAAGGAGAACCUUAAGGAUUAUGUUGGUCCUCCAGUGUUUACCUCUGAUCGAUUAUAUGAUAUAACACCCCCAGGAGUUGCCAUGGGUCUCGCGUGGACACAGAUGGGAGGAGCUGCGCUAUACGUCGAAUCCAUUUUGGAGAGCGCACUCAGUCGAGAUUCUCGUCCUGGACUUGCAACGACAGGAAAUUUGAAAGCUGUCAUGAAAGAGUCGACCUCCAUCGCAUACUCUUUUGCAAAGUCAGUAAUGGCGAAGCAAUUCCCUGACAACCGUUUCUUCGAUAAAGCUAAGGUACAUCUCCAUUGCCCAGAGGGUGCUGUCCAAAAGGACGGACCUUCGGCGGGUAUCACUAUGGCAACUUCGUUAUUAUCUCUGGCUUUAAAUCAGCCGCUUGACCCUACGAUUGCGAUGACUGGCGAGCUCACUGUCACCGGCAAAGUUCUGAGAAUUGGUGGUCUUCGAGAGAAGACUGUGGCAGCUCGCCGAGCUGGGUCAAAGACAAUCAUUUUCCCAGCAGACAACAUGUCAGACUGGCUAGAGCUCCCAGAUAACAUCAAAGAUGGAAUCGAAGGUCAUCCAGCGAAAUGGUACUCGGACGUCUUCGAUUUGGUCUUUCCACACAUCGACAACAAGAAAGCCAACAAGCUAUGGAAAGACCAGCUUUCGAAAAAGAAGGACAAAGAUGAAGAAGAAGACGAUGAUUGA
This is a messenger RNA of Cadophora gregata, 3315 nucleotides long. RefSeq names its product ATP-dependent Lon protease pim1 (gene PIM1). The record is from RefSeq and is a predicted model, not a curated record. The transcript is spliced from 2 exons. NCBI's taxonomy places the organism in Eukaryota, Fungi, Ascomycota, Leotiomycetes, Helotiales, Ploettnerulaceae. Gene Ontology annotation, cellular component: mitochondrial matrix. Gene Ontology annotation, biological process: chaperone-mediated protein complex assembly; protein quality control for misfolded or incompletely synthesized proteins; protein catabolic process. Gene Ontology annotation, molecular function: ATP-dependent peptidase activity; single-stranded DNA binding; serine-type endopeptidase activity. Bases 1 to 3315 code for a protein of 1104 amino acids.